GGUGGUGGUCAAGUUAGUGAAAUUAGUUUGUGUAAUAUUUAAAGGAGUAUCGUGACUUGUAUGUAUCACUGCGAGAGGGGAGAAGGUUAUGGACCCUUUUUCAUAAAACUUGAACAACCCAGUUAUGAGUUCUUUACCACCAAUAAGAGAAGACCGGAUCAUCCAGGAGCUCCCACUGUAUUUCAGAAGAGAUGCUGCAGUGCACACAAAAGCGAACUUCCAUGUUACUGUGCAAAAUGCGUGUCAGAAGCCUAACUCACUGAGAUUCACCGUAGCCAAGGUCAUAGUUGUGGGUGACGUCUCUGUGGGGAAAACAAGUUUGAUCAGCAGGUUUUGCAGGAACACUUAUGAGAAAAGCUACAAAGCCACCAUCGGAGUGGACUUUGAGAUGGAGAGGUUUGAAAUCCUGGGAGUGCCCUUUAAUCUGCAGCUGUGGGACACUGCAGGUCAGGAGCGGUUUAAAUGUGUUGCUUCCACCUAUUAUAGAGGAGCUCAAGCAAUAAUAGUGGUGUUUGACUUGAGCAACUACUAUUCCCUGGCCCAUGCAAGGCAGUGGCUUGAAGAUGCCAUGGUAGACAACGAUCCUUCCAGUGUGCUGCUCUUCCUUGUAGGGACGAAGAAAGACCUGAGUCAUCCAGACACGUUGGCUCAAGUGGAACAAGAAGCAAUUAGGUUAUCAGAGGAGAUAAGAGCCGAAUAUUGGGCCGUGUCUGCUCUAUCAGGAGAGUUUGUGAUGGAAUUCUUUCUUCGGGUUGCAUCGCUGACCUUUGAGGCAUGUGUAUUAGCUGAGCUGGAGAGGAACAAAAAUAAAGACGAUGAUGGUAUUGUUAGAAUCACUGAUAGUGAUUACAAAACCAAGAAGAAGCCUUCAAACUGCUGUAACUAAGUGAACAGAGGAACAGGACCCUGUGUGUGCAGGAACGUCUCCAGACAGACACAGAGCAACAGUGUGGCAGACCGUGGCAUCAGACGCAAUCUUCUGAACUGCAUGACUCUGAGCUGCUAAUCCUGAAGCUGCACACUAUGAGCAGAGUUUUGAGUGCUCUUUUCCGCAGUAAAGGACUCUUGCCAAGAAGGUCACCUACAAUAUUUUGCUGAAUGUUGCCACAGUGCUGUUCAGGGACAUAGAAAUUUUAAGUUGCUUUAUUUAAUAUAAAGAAAACUCAU
This is a messenger RNA of Neoarius graeffei (lesser salmon catfish), 1167 nucleotides long. It is a transcript of the gene rab34b, whose product is annotated as RAB34, member RAS oncogene family b. Bases 125 to 886 code for a protein of 253 amino acids. Lineage: Eukaryota; Metazoa; Chordata; Actinopteri; Siluriformes; Ariidae. Gene Ontology annotation, biological process: endocytosis; phagosome-lysosome fusion. Gene Ontology annotation, molecular function: GTP binding; GTPase activity. The transcript has 11 exons. The record is from RefSeq and is a predicted model, not a curated record.